Frieseomelitta varia is the source of this 4191-nucleotide messenger RNA. RefSeq lists its product as uncharacterized. The transcript has 7 exons. The coding region runs from base 1590 to 3440 and encodes 616 amino acids. Lineage: Eukaryota; Metazoa; Arthropoda; Insecta; Hymenoptera; Apidae. Gene Ontology annotation, cellular component: nucleus. The record is from RefSeq and is a predicted model, not a curated record. Gene Ontology annotation, biological process: regulation of DNA-templated transcription. Gene Ontology annotation, molecular function: ATP binding; DNA-binding transcription factor activity, RNA polymerase II-specific; RNA polymerase II cis-regulatory region sequence-specific DNA binding.
AACAUAGACGAAGUGAUCGAAAAUUUCAUGAAACUUCGUCUCGAGUAAAGAUGAAAUGAUCGAGAUGACUGAUUUGAUUCUCACUCGAUCUUCGAACGCUGGAGCCUCUAAUCACUAGUAAAAACCCACGCGAAACGAGUGCUCGAGUCCCUUUGAAACCUUGAGAAAAGUGGUUCACGUUGAAUCACAUCCAUCUUAAUAAUAAAAUCCGGUAUCUCCAGGAAGAUCAGAAUCAGAACGGCGAGAAUAAUGUGCGAACGUGAGGUUUGUGCCGCGGUCUGGCUGGGAGGAUCUCGGCUGCAGAGUUAACACCUGUUAGAUAGUCGGGCAGAAGUGCUGAUGUGACAGAAACGUGGGGGUAAAUUUCGAUCGACCGCGGGGACACUGGGAGGCCAGAUUUUUAACCGUGUGCGUGGUGUCGUUAUCACCGAGCCGUCGUUAUUAAUUCCACGGAGACGCGAGUAACAGUUAGGGUAGCCCCGGGGGUUUUAUAGUUUUCGACGAGUGGCUUCCGUCGAAUCGACGAGCGGGGCGCAUCUCGAUCAAAGAAAACGGAGGAGAAAACGUCGAGGGGCCGACGACGGGAUUCCAAUAAAACGAAUUUUCUCCGCGAGUUGGCAAUCGAGACGCAGAGGAAGAAUUUGCAAACGGAUGCUCUUAUUUCGGCCCCGUCGCGGGAUAAUGAAAUAAGGAUCAAAGGGUCGCGGGCCACGCGGGGCCGGCCAAGUUGCGCGCGUGCCGCCGAGGCAACCGGAAAUCCCUCUUUAACCAGCUGUUGCUGGAAUAAUCAUCGUCAUUCUCGUCUACUCUAUUAAUCUGGUCUUGUCAGAGAGCCGAAUUAUCAUUGGAUACGUUGAAUCUCGAUCACGAUUGGUUACUGUUAAUAUAUUCACUGGAUGUAUUGAACAUUAUUCGACGCACUCGACGUUUUUUAACGACGACUUUUAAUUUGUGAAAGAUAUAGUAUAAGGAAGACAGAGGAAAUUCGACAUUUCAUCGAGUACGUGAAGCAAUUAGUAUAGAAAGGGUUGGAUAUUGUUGGAUAUUUUGACUGUUGUUGGAUGUAUCAUUGAACACGAUAUUUCAUCAAACGUGUGAUGAAUGCAGAUUAAUAAAAGAAAGGUCGGGUAUCAUUGAAUACUUUGAUAUGUCAUUCGAUAUAUUGGACAUCAUUGGACACAUCAAGUGUCGUUGGAUACUUUAAUUAUCAUUUUGGAUAUUUCAUUGGAUACGUUAAAUAUCAUUGAAUACAUUAGAUAUCAUUGAGUACAUUGAAUAUCAUUGGAUACAUUGAAUAUCAUUGGAAAUCAUAUUUUAAUUAAUGUAUCGUUGAAUAUUAUCGAAUACGCUAGAUAGAAAAUCGUUGGAUACACUGGCCAUUAACAACUGGAUACAACAUCGAACAUCACUGUAAAAGACAAAGAUAAUACAGACAGAAAGAUUCGAUUUAUUAUCGAGCGCCCGAUGGAUGGAGAUUAAUAUAGUAAAGGAAGGGUGGGGCGAUCGAGUUGAAAAAAAUUGAGUCGAAUUCAUCGAGGUUCGUCGGCGAGGAGGAUCUUUCCGAUAGAGAGUCCAAUGAACCUGUUCUCAUGACGAAUCCUUUACGAGAUGCGCGCCCCGAGGAUCGGCCUCUAGGCUUAGACUAUCCGGAUCCGAGAUUAGUGCGAAACGGUCAUCAGGAGAAUCAGGAGAACUCGACACAUCAGCUUGCUGGCGCGAGAAUUAGGAGAACCAGGACCUCGUCGUCGAGAAGAAGAAUGCACCUGGCCAACGAGGUCCCACCACAAGGAUCCACUGGCGGAAAUAAUAUACCGGAUUAUGCGCUCACCGCUGAUCUGCUAGCCGAGAGGACCUUGGAUGGCUUGUUUGCCGAACAUCCUGGUGAACUUGUGCGAACAGGCUCCCCGCACGUGGUCUGUACGGUGCUACCAGCACAUUGGCGGUCAAACAAGACACUUCCGGUAGCGUUCAAAGUGGUAGCCCUGGGCGAGGUCGGUGAUGGAACUCUGGUGACAGUGCGUGCCGGAAACGAUGAAAAUUGCUGCGCGGAAUUGCGAAAUUCCACGGCGGUUAUGAAGAACCAGGUGGCGAAAUUCAAUGAUCUCAGGUUCGUCGGGAGAAGUGGCAGAGGGAAGAGCUUCACCCUGACGAUCAUGCUGCAGACAUCACCACCUCAAAUUGCUACUCUCUCCAAGGCAAUCAAGGUCACUGUCGAUGGACCAAGAGAACCUAGGUCAAAGACAAGACACCAGGCGUUUCAUCCCUUCCACUUUGGUCCAAGACCGUUCCCUUUCGGUCAUCCUCAGGAUCCUCUGGGAUUCAAGUUGUCCGAUCUCUUGGAUUGCACAGGCUUGCAACACCUGGGUCUGGAACAAGGAGCCAGCCAAGGGUGGGGUGGAUUACCUCGAGGUUCUCUUCCGCCGCAUUGUCUUCCGCCGCCUCCCGGUCACCAUUCGCAUACACAUCCCCCGGCAGCUGGUGCGUCGGCCUUCAAUCCCUUCCACCACAGCAUCGAGCAAAGAUCUCCUCGGCUUCCUGGACCUAACUCUGAACCGUCCAGAAACGAUUUGGGUCCAAUCAGCGUGUCCGUGAGGGAGGUGACCCCAACCACGUCACCUGGUAAUCCUGGUCCUGGAUUACUCACGACGGCCACUGUCGCGGCACCCACACCUCCGGCGGAACCUACCACCACCACAACCACGCCUAGUCCAUCUGGACAUCAUUCACACUUUCAAGGUCUUCACCUUCUGGGGGCCACAGGGUCCAUCUUCGGAUCGAUAUUCGCUCCGUUGCUGCCGCAAUCCUCUUGGCUCUACAAUCCGCUCUACCACACGCAGCAGUACGUGCUGGAGCCUGAGUGGCACGCUCUGGCGUUAAGGAUGGCCCAGCAACGGCUCCAAAGGCCCGACCAGGCUCGAGUCGAGGAGAUGAGGAAGCUGCGUGGCAGCAGCAGCAGUCCAGAGUCCGCGUUGAAGGAGGACAAACGUCAUCGCGACGACGAUCAAGACGUUCUUCGUCGAUCUGGCCUGGACAGCCCUGACGGAAGCAUAGAGGUGGACGAUAGAAACGAUCACGAUCCGAGCAAAGAUCGCGUGAGAAGCGACGAGUCGCUCCCCGAACAAGAUUCGCCGAGGAUCUCUCCCGUCAGAAGCGACAUGGAGGACACCACCGACGCCAUGUUUCAAGACGCCUCCGUUCACCUGAGACCCAGUGUAGAGAAUUCGAACGAUCAGGAGGUGACCAGCGACGAGAUUCCGUGCAGGGAGCUGAAAGUUCGUCUGGAAGGCACGGUGGACCUCAGCACGAAGAAAGGACAGGAUAAAGAGAACGUGGGACAGGAUCUGACUACCAGGAAGAAGGAGGAUGACGUGGAGAGGGAAAGUGUACGAGGCAGACGGGAGAGGAGCCCUAAACCUAGACAAGUGUGGAGACCCUAUUAAAAACAAAAUCGCAUGUUCGAUGGAUAUAAAUAUCGAUUGGUCGUUGUAAAUUUGUGCAAUGCAAAUCUGCCUCUGUUUUUAAUGUUAGAACGUUAUGGUGAUGAUUUAUGACGAGACGAUUGUGUGUGUGUGUGUGUGUGAGAGAGAGAGAGAGAGAGAAAUUUGUACGAAGUUAGAUUGGUGGUAAGCUCAGAGGAACUAUCAUGGACUCGAGGACUAACCAGGGUUUACGUUCUUAUAGUAUGUAAAUAUACUUAAGCGACGUCCAAUUAUUAUUAUUUAGGUUACUAUCUCGCGUACGUGUGAAACGCUACCCAAUUGUCAUUUCGAGUGAGAUUAAUCGACUCUGGAACGAUCUUUAUUGCACGAGAUCUGAUCUCUGUUAGAAUGGACAAAGUCCACGAGAGAGAUUGUAACACUUGAAUUCUAAUGGAUUCGAGUUAGAUCAUAGUGCGUGGAGGUCGUUCGAUGGGAACUGUGAGCUCACAACGUUGUAAAUAUCAUAGACAUGAAAAGUCCAGGCCAGAGUCACGUGCCUCCCGGAAAGGAUUACAUCCCUUUUUUUCUUUUUCUUCCUCUCUCUUCUUUUUCUUCUGUUUUUGAUUCUUCGCCUCUUUCUACGACAGACAUUACGAGAGAUUAGAAGAGUGCACGUGACGAAGAUCAAGCACGAUGAGACUGGCCUCGAUGACCAGAUUCUUUCACUGUUUAAGUACGUCAUCAAAUAAAGUAAUAUCAUCCGUUCCAUGAA